UAAACAUUGCCUUUGUGUAGAAAAUGUGGAGAACCGGACAAGUCAUCAAAAGUUAUCUUUGCAAAAAUUAAGGAUUAAAGUUAUUCUCGGAACGCGUCUGCCUCAACAUGGAAGUGCCACUGGAAAGCAUGGAGCAUACGUUGCCAGACGUAAAAUAUGAAUAUCUAGACCACACGGCAGAUGUGCAGCUACACGCAUGGGGAGAAUCGUUACAGGAAGCGUUCGAACAGUGCGGGAUGGCAAUGUUCGGCUACAUGACCGAGCUGCCCACGGUAGAAAUUAAGAAGUGCUAUCAAAUCACAACCGAGCCAACGGACGAUAUGGAAAAUAUGCUGUUCCGCUUUUUGGACGAACUGUUGUUUCUAUUUUCCGCCGAACCGUUCCUCAUCUGUAAAAAGCUCGUGAUAACUAAGUUCGAUCUGGAACAGUUUACCAUCGAGUGCAAUUGCUACGGGGAAGAGUUUGAUUUGCAAAAACAUCCGCAGGGCACGGAGGUGAAAGCGAUCACGUACUCGGCAAUGCAAAUUUACAAAAAACCGGAGCACGAAAAGAACGAAGUUUUUGUUAUAAUUGAUAUAUAAAGAGCAUAUUUUUGGAGGACAUUUUUCAAUCAUUUUACGCAGUUAUUAUUUAUUGUUUGUUUCAGUAGGGUGUUUUCGGUAAA
Messenger RNA from Anopheles moucheti, 664 nucleotides. It is a transcript of the gene Archease, whose product is annotated as protein archease-like. Gene Ontology annotation, cellular component: tRNA-splicing ligase complex. The transcript has 4 exons. The coding region runs from base 108 to 581 and encodes 157 amino acids. Gene Ontology annotation, biological process: tRNA splicing, via endonucleolytic cleavage and ligation. Lineage: Eukaryota; Metazoa; Arthropoda; Insecta; Diptera; Culicidae. The record is from RefSeq and is a predicted model, not a curated record.